Messenger RNA from Carlito syrichta (Philippine tarsier), 2269 nucleotides. It is a transcript of the gene ZNF790, whose product is annotated as zinc finger protein 790. The coding region runs from base 325 to 2235 and encodes 636 amino acids. Gene Ontology annotation, biological process: negative regulation of transcription by RNA polymerase II. Gene Ontology annotation, molecular function: DNA-binding transcription repressor activity, RNA polymerase II-specific. The transcript has 6 exons. NCBI's taxonomy places the organism in Eukaryota, Metazoa, Chordata, Mammalia, Primates, Tarsiidae. The record is from RefSeq and is a predicted model, not a curated record.
AGUCUUCGCGUAACGUUCCGCGGGUUGAGGGGACUGCACAGUCUGGCGAAAGGAGAUGUGACCACAGAACGGUCAGAGAGAUGCAACAUUGCUGGCUAGAUAGAAGAAAGGAGCCUUUUGCCAAGGAAUGUUGGUGGCCUCUGGAAGCUGGAAAACAUAAGGAAACAAAUUCUCCCCUAGAGUUUUCAAAAAGGAACACAGCCCUGCCAACACCUUAAUUUCAGUCUAAUGAGAUCCAUCUCAAACUUCUACUUAGCUAUAAGCACGCUGCUUCACCAAGAAAAUAUCCAGAAGAGGACUGGUUGACUCUUGGACUUUUAAGUCAUGGCCCAUCAGUUGAUGAUGUUCAGGGAUGUGGCUAUAGAUUUCUCUCAGGAGGAGUGGGAGUGCCUGGACCUGAAACAGAGGGAUUUGUACAAAGAUGUGAUGUUUGAGAACUACAGCAACAUGGUCUCACUGGGACUUUGCAUAUAUCAGCCAAAUGUGUUCUCUUUAUUGGAGAAAGGGAAAGAGCCCUGGAAGAUUUUGAGGAAUGAGACGAGAAGACUUUGCCCAGACUUACAGUCCAGGUGUGAGAGCAAGAAGUUAUCACCAAAAAAUGGUAUUUUAAAGAGAGAAUCAUCCCAAUUGGAAAUAAUGAAAAUGUGUAAAAAACACAACCUUGAAUGUUUAUGUUUUAGAGAUGACUUGGAAGGCAAAGCUCAGUUUCAAACACCACAAGAAAAUCAGGAAGAGUGUUUCAAGCAGGUGAUACUCACUUGUGAAAAAAUGCCAACUUUCAACCAGCACACAGUUUUAAAUUUGCAUCAGAGACCUAAUACAGGAGAGAAACUGAAUGAAUUUAAAGAAUGUGGGAAAGCCUUUAGUUCUGGCUCAGAUCAUACUCAACAUCAGUCAAUUCACACAGGCGAGAAAUUCCAUGAAGAUAAGGAAUGUGGGAAGACCUUUCUUCCUGAUUCAGAACUUAUUCAACAUCAGGCAGUUCACACUGUAAAGAAAACCUAUGAAUGUAAAGAAUGUGGGAAAGCUUUUAGUUUACGUUCAAGUCUUACUGGUCAUAAAAGAAUUCAUACAGGUGAGAAACCUUUUAAAUGUAAGGAAUGUGGGAAGGCCUUUAGAUUUCAUUCACAACUUAGUGUCCAUAAGCGAAUUCAUACUGGUGAGAAAUCUUAUGAAUGUAAGGAAUGUGGGAAGGCCUUUAGUUGUGGCUCAGACCUUACUCGACAUCAAAGAAUUCAUACUGGUGAAAAGCCCUAUGAAUGUAUUGAAUGUAGAAAGGCCUUUAGUCAGCGAUCACAUCUUAUUAAACAUCAGAGAAUUCAUACUGGUGAAAAACCUUAUGAAUGUAAGGAAUGUGGAAAAGCUUUUACUCGCGACUCACACCUAACUCAACACCAGAGAAUUCAUACUGGUGAGAAAUCUCAUGAAUGUAAGGAAUGUGGAAAAGCUUUUAUUCGUGGUUCAAAUCUUGCUCAACAUCAGAAUGUUCAUGUUGGUAGGAAACCUUAUGAAUGUGAGAAGUGUGGGAAAGCCUAUAUCUGGAGCUCACACCUUGCUCGACAUCAGCGAGUUCAUACUGGUAGGAAACCUUACGAAUGUAAGCAAUGUGGGAAGACUUUUCUUUGGGCUUCAUAUCUUGCUCAACAUGAGAAAAUUCACAAUGAGAGGAAACUCUAUGAAUGUAAGGAAUGUGGAAAGACCUUUCUUCAUGGCUCAGAGUUUAAUCGACAUCAGAAAAUUCAUACUGGUGAGAGAAACUAUGAAUGUAAAGAAUGUGGAAAGACCUUUUUUCGUGGAUCAGAACUUAAUCGGCAUCAGAAAAUUCAUACUGGAAAGAGAUCAUAUGAAUGUGAAGAAUGUGGAAAAGCCUUUCUCUGGGGUUCACAACUCACUCGACAUCAAAGAAUGCAUACUGGUGAGGAACCUUAUGUGUGUCAAGAAUGUGGGAAAUCCUUUAUCUGGGGCUCACAACUUACACGGCAUAGGAAAAUUCAUGUUGAUGCUGAACCUUAUGAAUAUAAGAAAAGUGGCCAGAUAUUUAGUCACCCGUGUCUUACUGAUCAGAAAAUUCACAAUGGUGAGAAUCUCUGUGAAUGGACAGACUAUGAGAAUACCUUUAGUCAUGACUCAAACUUUGCUCAACACCAAAAUAUUUAUACUUUUGAGAAAUCCUGUGAAUUCAAAGAUUUUAAGACCACAUUUUCUCCAAGCUCUCACUUUAUAUCACUCUUAUGAAAUAUUAUAUAAAAAGAAUGUAGGAAAGACUUUA